CACGGAGGAGGCGGCGGAAGCGGCGGCGGAGGAGCCGGGAGGGAGCGCGGAGCUGGUUCAGAGCGGCGGCCGGCGGUGGCGGCGGCGGCGGCGGGCAGGGCGGCGGCGCCGGGGGCGGCUUCCCACGCCGUAGCUAAGAAGCCAAGCUCUAGUCGCAGUGAAAGUCUGUCACACUCCAAGGAAAUAAAUGAAAUGUACUGUAAUUCAAGCUUUGUUUGGGCUGUUCCAAUUGGUCUAGAAAAAAUGUUAAAUCAUAUUUCUAAAAAUUGUAUAACAUCAAAACAAAUCAAUGAAAAUGUUUACUGUGAACUAAUUGACAAUGAGGGAUAUUUAGGA
Gryllus bimaculatus (two-spotted cricket) is the source of this 336-nucleotide messenger RNA. Lineage: Eukaryota; Metazoa; Arthropoda; Insecta; Orthoptera; Gryllidae. The record is from the annotation of a GenBank genome assembly.